Molecule: messenger RNA, 804 nt
Organism: Ophidiomyces ophidiicola
Lineage: Eukaryota; Fungi; Ascomycota; Eurotiomycetes; Onygenales; Onygenaceae
Exons: 1
Coding region: 1-804 (267 amino acids)
Molecular function (GO): hydrolase activity
Source: RefSeq, a predicted model, not a curated record
AUGGCUCCCGUGCAUUUCCAGAUCAUGUCUGAUCUUCAUCUGGAAGCUCAUCCAGCCUACGACUUCAACUUCACCCAAACAGCCCCUUAUCUAGCUCUGCUUGGAGAUACCGGGCACCUUGUAGACGACGGCUUCUUUGAGUAUCUGGAAACGCAAACCCGGCGUUACUCAGCCGUUUUCUUCCUCCUGGGAAACCAUGAGCCAAGAGGGAUGUCUUUUACCUCUGCCAAAGCCAGAGUGCGGGCCUUUGCAGAGAGAAUGGAGGCUGCACGGCUGCAGUCCUCCAUUGGCCGGUUUAUCUUUCUCGAUCAAACGCGUUAUGAUAUCUCGGAUACCCUGACCAUAUUGGGUUGCACACUCUUCUCUCAUAUUCCAGCCGAGAAGGAAGAGGCUGUAACCAACCGCCUCGCUGAUUUCAAAACAAUAUCCGAUUGGGGUGUACCGGACCACAAUGCUGCCCACCAGUCUGAUCUGAACUGGUUGAAUUCACAGGUCUCUGAGAUAUCGGAUAAGGAGCCGCAGCGACAGAUUAUGAUUUUCUCGCAUCAUAGCCCCUGCACGGAGGAUAGGGCCGUGGACGCCAGACAUAGGGGAAGUCAGGCCAUGUCAGGAUUUGCUACGGACCUGCGGGAGGAACUAUGUUGGAAGAGCCCUGCAGUUCGAGUCUGGGCGUUUGGACAUACGCAUUUUAACGUCUCCUUUACAGAUGAGCGUGGCCUGGAGGUCAUAGCAAACCAGAAGGGCUAUUCCAUCAUUCCAAAGGGGACAUUUAAUCCCGAUCGUGUAUACACUAUCGGCAGCUAA